CUUAUUCGCAGCAUCGCGUUGCCCACUCGUCGACUGCGGCGGCCGAGGAAUAAAUUUCUCCUUCUAAAGUCCUCCUCACACGAUUGUCCACAGUAUAACGAACGAUAAUCGUGCACGAAAUGGAUGAACUAUCCAGAUAUUACCAGCACCUAUACCGUACUUAACCUGCUACUCACUGUGGCCGUGGUGCGAUUGUUUUAAACAUCAUCUAUCGCGUUAUUUUUUUUUUUAUUAUUAUUAUUAUUAUUAUUAGUUUAAGUUUUCUUUUCAGUAUUAAACAAUUGAAUUAUUCAAAUUUAAAGUUUAUACAAUACAUAAUAGUAGUUUAAAUCGUGCAAAUAUGAAUUCUUUGAUGGGUACUGCUAGAAGUAUAUUAUUGUUCCUGACGUUGUUCGUAUGUUUUUUCGCCGUACGAAGUCAGACAGCCGUCCCUAGAACUGGCCAUAAGCUAAACGAACCACAAGGUGGUGAUUUAGUGAGGCAGAAUAACAUUACGCAGCAAAUACUGGCGCAGUACCUGCAAAAGCGUCUGAACAGGGCGGGCGGGAAUGUGCAACAAAUCGGUCAGCCACAGUUGUUAGUGCCAACCGGUGGAAACGAUUUGACAGCCAGUUUCCUCGGUAUAAAUAAUAACGGUAUUCAGAAAAAUGUCGCCGAAAAUCUUUACGACGGACGUCCCGAUAACGAUGAUAACUCCAUCGGAGAUGCGCGGUAUUAUGAAGGUGAAUGCAACAACAAUAAUUGUAUUGAAGAUAGUGCUUCCGUCUUAAAUAAGUGGUCAAUGCCAUUUUUACGAUCGGGAGACAAAAAAAUAUAUUUGGGAAUAUUUUUCAAGGCUAAUUGGUACAAAGCCGCUCAAUACUGUAGAUACCAUGGAAUGCAUUUAGCUAGCAUAAGUAGUCAAGAAGAGAAUGACAAAUUGGAAAAAUACAUCAAAGACAAUGGCUUAGGUCAUGAGCACUUUUGGACUUCUGGUACAGAUCAAGCAGAAGAAGGUUCAUUCUUUUGGUUAGCCAAUGGCCGGCCGAUUGGAUUUACUAACUGGAAUGCCGGAGAACCGAACAAUUUCAAAUAUGAAAAUGGCGAAGAGGAACAUUGCUUAGAGUUAUGGAAUCGAGACGGCAAAGGUCUAAAAUGGAACGAUUCACCAUGUUCGUUUGAAACCUUUUUUGUAUGUGAAAUGUGAAGAACUAUGAAAAAAUCAUCAGAAAUAAUUGAAUUAAUUGUACUAUGGAAAUAUCGAGCAUUAUACUAUAAUUUAUAUCUUUAUCACAUUAAAUUUA
Molecule: messenger RNA, 1283 nt
Organism: Melanaphis sacchari
Lineage: Eukaryota; Metazoa; Arthropoda; Insecta; Hemiptera; Aphididae
Product: C-type lectin 37Db-like
Exons: 5
Coding region: 341-1186 (281 amino acids)
Biological process (GO): biological process involved in interspecies interaction between organisms
Cellular component (GO): external side of plasma membrane
Molecular function (GO): carbohydrate binding
Source: RefSeq, a predicted model, not a curated record